This is a messenger RNA of Clonostachys solani, 627 nucleotides long. The record is from the annotation of a GenBank genome assembly. NCBI's taxonomy places the organism in Eukaryota, Fungi, Ascomycota, Sordariomycetes, Hypocreales, Bionectriaceae.
AUGAAGGCUUCCGUUGCUGCUGUUGGCGUCUUCGCCGCCGUUGCCAGUGCCCACUCUCCCCGUCACUUCCACUGGAACCGCCGUGCUCUCAACGAAACAGCCUCCGAGACCACUCUGACCGUCAGCGUCACCCAGGUCUCGACCAUCAUCAGCUGUGCUCCCACUGUUACCAACUGCCCCGCCAAGCAGACUGAUAUCGCCAACCUUCCCGAGUCCGCCAAGACCACUGCUGUUGUCACCCAGACUGUUCCCCUGUACACCACAGUCUGCCCUGUCUCUGAUGCCUCCAGCAUUGCCUCGUCUCUGAUCAACGAGCACAUCUCCAGCAAUGCCCCGGUCCUCCCCAGCAGCACUUUCCCCUGGUCCAACUCUUCCGCUCCCGCCCCCACUGGCGCUCCCAUCACCUCUGGUUCUCCCAACCAGCCCAGCUUGACCACUUCGCUCAUCCCCAUUGUCACCGAUGUUCCUACUACCAUCAUCGAGAGCGGCCUCACCAGGACCACCACUGUCCAGUCCACCUUCUACUCCACCGUCACUGUCCCUUGCUCCAGCGCCUCCGGCAUCACCUCUGCUCCUGGCACCGCGGACGUCACUCGAUGGGCGGGUGGUCCCCCAUCGGCUGCUUGA